This is a messenger RNA of Chlamydomonas reinhardtii, 1074 nucleotides long. RefSeq lists its product as uncharacterized. The record is from RefSeq and is a predicted model, not a curated record. NCBI's taxonomy places the organism in Eukaryota, Viridiplantae, Chlorophyta, Chlorophyceae, Chlamydomonadales, Chlamydomonadaceae. The transcript is spliced from 3 exons. Bases 481 to 915 code for a protein of 144 amino acids.
GCAGAUUUACACGGCGCGAGGCACGGGUUGCUCGCAGGUUCAAGUAGUUGCCAACAGGUCUGUUUAUUGGUAAACGAACGUAUUCGCAGUUACUGCAACAAAAUAAGAGAACUAUUAGCUUGAACACGCUUGGUUAGUCCUUGUUGUCAGACGGGUUGCCAACUUCUCGUCCCCAGGACGCUUUCGGGGCUUAUUUCAAGAUGAAGGCGUAAGCGAGAUGCAUGAUGGCUGUUGCAUUCGUCCAUUGAUGGAGGCCCGAUGUGUGAGGAGCGAACAUCGUGCACGGGCGUUGCGUUCUGCUGCCUUUAGUCCCAGUCAUGAUGCUGUUGGUUGAGUCGCCCGCGUUUGAAGGCACCGCGAUUGUUUUGUUGAACGUCCUUGUGCCCCCGCCGUUUCUGGCUCCAUCUUAGGAUUGCGCGGGUGCUCCCUGCCACGGCGCUGGGGCUCUUGCUGCUGGCAUCAAUAGCUAGCGCACGUGUGAUGCGAGGUGACGCCAUGACCGCCGAGGGCAGCCGGGCGAGCAAGCGUGCCCAGCUGCGCAACGUGCUGCGCGGCCUCCAUCAGGCGGCUCCAGACUCGCAGCUGCUUCCUGACAAUGAGCCUACCCCCGCACCACCCAGCUUGCCGGAGGAUAAGGGCGCCACUCCCAGCCCCUCGGGUGACAGCGAAAUGGCAACAGGUGCGCCCACGUACCCGCCAUGGGCCCCGUUACCUCCCAACUCGCCCGGCGACAUCCGCCGUGACCCCGACUUAUCUGGAAGCAACGGCGCGCCUUCCUUCCCCCCGUCGGACGCGGCGGGGCUCGAGGGGCAGGGCUCUCACAAGCCGCCGCCGCAGCAGCAGGGGCAGAGCCCGCAAGCGGCGGCUGAGUCUGCGCACGCCGGCCAGAUAGACCACGGUGGAGGGACUGGCUGAGGCCGGGGGCGCCGAGGUGGUCGCGGAGGGGGAGGGGCCGGGUGUGGAGGGGGAGGGCGGUGGGGAAGUCAGCGGCGGGUAAGGCCCCUGGGGAGGCCUUUCAGCUGCUGCUGUUAGUUGCACCCUCUCCAUGUGGGUCCCACUCCAGGACAAAUUGUG